Molecule: messenger RNA, 751 nt
Organism: Linum tenue
Lineage: Eukaryota; Viridiplantae; Streptophyta; Magnoliopsida; Malpighiales; Linaceae
Source: the annotation of a GenBank genome assembly
GCAAACCCAAAAACGUCUCCUCCAUCCCGCUCGUCUUAUUCUGAAAACAGUGCAGUGUCCGGCGAAGUUAUCUACCACACACGCAGCGAGCAGCUCCUCCGGCUUCUAGGGGCAUCGACAUCGGCAUCAUCAACCGCUCCUCCCGCUCCCAUCGACGAUUACCCACUCCAUAUCCUCUCGUUCCAACCAUUUCAACUCGAUUUCCAAGCUGUUCGGGGAAGAAACAAAAGGAGAAAGUGCUACAUGAAGUGCUCGAUUGGCUCAAUUGCACCCCACAAAAGCAGUGGAGAAGAAGGCUCAGUCAGAAUGACAGUUUGGGGACGUGAGGGCCAGGAGUUGCAAGUGCUGGUGGUGUUCGAAAACCCGACAGUGUCUCUCAGUCAGCAGACUUGGGUGUCUGCUCAUCCGUCCCUAGGGUAGACCUUGAAAAUGGUUUCGUUCUAAAUGAUAGAAGAGAGUGCAUAGUCAGCUCAGCGAUGAAGUGGCGGGGUUCAAGAAUGACAGUUUGGGGUAGGAGUUGUUACUGAAUGACUCUGAACAGUGAUUUUGUUUGCAGUGUUACUAGUAAGUGAACUGAUGAAUAGAAAUGUAUUUUGUUGGGCAAGCUCCAAUGUAUAGAAACACAAAGCUAACCCUUCACUCCUUCAGGCUGAGUUCUACCUUUUUUGUCUACCUCUUUCAAAGACAACUCAUGUAUGUAACUCAAUAGAGUUUUCUAAUAUUAUAAAUCGAGAAGCAAGUUUGCAAAUCA